UGACAGAAGUGGCAGAACGUUUUCAGCACAAGUUCAGGCAUAUACCAACUCUGCUUCUGGAUUCAGAGGAAAGAAUUCUCGUUUCAGACAUGAAAUCAUUGAACAUGAUUUCGUCCCUGAUUUCCCUGUCCCUGUCUCUUCUGGCUGCGAUUAUUCCUGCUGCGCGUGGCGGGAACGUUCUGGUGUUCCCACAUGACGGCAGCCACUGGGUGAACAUGAAGGUUCUGGUUGAGGAGCUGCACUCAAGGGGACACGCGGUGACUGUUAUUCGGGUCACAGACAGCUGGUACAUCAGCGAAACAUCUCCGAGUUACAAUACGGUCACGCUGGAUAUUGCUGCCGGCUUUAACGAGGACUUCUAUCGCCUUCUCGUUUCGGAAGUUAUCAAAAUUAAACGAAACAAGGGCUCUAUGUGGGCCCAAUUGGCUUUAGCCAUGAACUUGAAAGAAAGAUUCUAUGAAUUCCACAAGCAAGUGUGUGAAGUGGUCAUGUACAUGUUUGAAAAUAAGGAAUUAAUUAAGUCCUUUCAAGAUGCCAAGUAUGAUGUGGUUUUGACAGACCCCGCCAAUGGAGGAGGAGUGAUGCUAGCUCACUAUCUUGGCCUGCCGUUAGUGUUUAACGCUCGAUGGACUGUUCACGGUGAGGCUCACUUUGCUAUUGCGCCUUCUCCACUUUCCUAUGUCCCUCUUCCACCUUCAGAGUUAACUGAUGAAAUGACUUUCUUUGAGCGGGUCAGAAACAUGUUGUUUUACAUCACCAGGAUGCACCUGUACAGACAGAUUUCUGCACCGCAUUAUUCUGCAGUGUCCAAACGCUACUUUGGCCCAGAUGUAGACUACUUCUCCCUGUUUCAAGCGGCAGACCUGUGGCUGAUGAGGGUGGACUUUGUGUUUGAGUUCCCCCGUCCCACCAUGCCUAAUGUUGUCUAUAUGGGUGGGUUCCAGUGCAGACCUGCAAAACCUCUGCCUCAGCACCUGGAGGAUUUUGUGCAAAGUUCUGGUGAACAUGGAGUCAUCAUCAUGUCUCUGGGGACGUUGAUUGGAGAUCUUCCCCAUGACUUAGAUGAUGAGAUCGCUGCAGCUUUUGCUAAAUUACCUCAGAAAGUCAUCUGGAGGCAUAAAGGUGACAGACCAGCCACUCUGGGCAACAACACUUUACUAGUGGACUGGAUGCCACAGAAUGACCUCCUGGGACACCCAAAGAUGAAACUAUUUGUUAGUCACGGAGGAACUAAUGGAAUUUAUGAAGCUAUAUAUCAUGGUGUUCCAAUUGUGGGCGUUCCCAUUGUGUUAGAUCAGGCUGAUAACCUCUCCAGACUGAAAGCAAGGGGUGUUGCAAUGGUUAUAGAUAUUUCUGAAUUAGAUAGGGAGACAUUUCAGACUGCCAUACAGGAAGUCCUGAAUGAGCCGUCCUACAGGACGAACAUGCAGAGGCUCUCCAGUCUGCACAGGGAUCAACCAAUGAAACCACUGGACACUGCCAUCUUCUGGAUAGAGUUUGUUAUGAGACACAAAGGUGCCGCUCAUCUGAGAACAGAGUCCUACAGAAUGCCCUGGUAUUCCUACCGCUCUGUAGAUGUCAUAUUAUUUUUGGUAACAGUUGCAUUAGUUAUAUUGUUAUUAUUUUCUGGGUUGGUAUGGUUCUGCUUCAGAUUAUGUGUGAAGAGGAAAAUUAAAGGUGACUAAGAUUCAUUAAAUUGGUCACCACGUUAAUAGUGAGGGUGCAGGGUUUAACUUUUGGUCUGUUCUUUUAGUUGACUGUAAAUAUUGUGUGUAAAAUAUGUUUGGAAAAUGUAAAAUAAAAAGAAACUGAUAGGU
Molecule: messenger RNA, 1817 nt
Organism: Solea senegalensis (Senegalese sole)
Lineage: Eukaryota; Metazoa; Chordata; Actinopteri; Pleuronectiformes; Soleidae
Product: UDP-glucuronosyltransferase 2C1-like
Exons: 2
Coding region: 90-1685 (531 amino acids)
Molecular function (GO): UDP-glycosyltransferase activity
Source: RefSeq, a predicted model, not a curated record